UGGACCCGCGGGGCCCGGCGCCCCAGACGCUGCGCCGCCGGGACCGAGCCCAAGAUGUCGGCCUAGGCCGGGGCGCGACGACGCGGACGGGGCGGCGACGAGGCGCCACCGCUGCCGGGGCUCGCGGCCGCCGGGCCCCCGAAGGCUCGCCCUGACGGACUGGCCGAGCGGGCGGCGAGAGGCCGGCGAGUGGGGAGCGGGCCGCGCGGCACCAUGUCGGCCAAGGUGCGGCUCAAGAAGCUGGAGCAGCUGCUCCUGGACGGGCCCUGGCGCAACGAGAGCGCCCUGAGCGUGGAGACACUGCUCGACGUGCUCGUCUGCCUGUACACCGAGUGCAGCCACUCCGCCCUGCGCCGCGACAAAUAUGUGGCGGAGUUUCUCGAGUGGGCUAAACCUUUUACACAACUGGUGAAGGAAAUGCAGCUUCAUCGAGAAGACUUCGAAAUAAUUAAAGUAAUCGGAAGAGGGGCUUUUGGUGAGGUUGCUGUUGUCAAAAUGAAAAACACUGAACGAAUUUAUGCCAUGAAAAUCCUCAACAAGUGGGAAAUGCUUAAAAGAGCAGAGACUGCUUGCUUCCGAGAAGAACGUGACGUGCUGGUGAACGGUGACUGUCAGUGGAUCACCACGCUGCACUAUGCCUUUCAGGACGAGAAUUACCUGUACUUGGUCAUGGAUUACUAUGUGGGUGGUGACUUACUGACUCUACUCAGUAAGUUUGAAGACAAGCUUCCAGAAGACAUGGCAAGAUUCUACAUUGGAGAGAUGGUGUUGGCCAUUGAUUCUAUCCACCAGCUUCAUUACGUGCACAGAGACAUUAAACCUGACAAUGUCCUUUUGGAUGUGAAUGGUCACAUUCGCCUGGCCGACUUUGGAUCAUGUUUGAAGAUGAAUGACGAUGGAACUGUUCAGUCCUCUGUAGCCGUGGGCACACCGGACUACAUCUCGCCGGAGAUUCUGCAAGCGAUGGAGGAUGGCAUGGGCAAGUACGGCCCCGAGUGUGACUGGUGGUCUCUGGGCGUCUGCAUGUACGAAAUGCUGUAUGGAGAAACCCCGUUUUAUGCAGAAUCACUCGUGGAGACCUACGGAAAGAUCAUGAACCACGAAGAGCGAUUCCAGUUUCCGUCCCAUGUCACUGACGUAUCUGAAGAAGCGAAAGACCUCAUUCAGAGACUGAUCUGCAGCCGAGAGCGCCGACUCGGGCAGAACGGGAUCGAGGACUUCAAGAAGCACGCCUUCUUCAAAGGCCUGAACUGGGAGAACAUCCGGAACCUGGAGGCGCCCUACAUCCCUGACGUGAGCAGCCCCUCGGACACGUCGAACUUUGAUGUGGACGACGAUGUGCUGCGGAACAUCGAAAUGUUACCUCCUGGCUCCCACACAGGCUUCUCCGGGCUUCAUUUGCCGUUCAUUGGUUUUACGUUCACAACAGAAAGCUGUUUUUCUGAUCGAGGCUCUCUGAAGAGCAUAAUGCAGUCCUGCACAUUACCCAGAGAUGAGGGCGUGCAGCGGGACUUGGAGAACAGCUUGCAGGUGGAAGCGUACGAGAGGAGGAUACGGAGGCUGGAGCAGGAGAAGCUGGAGCUGAGCAGGAAGCUGCAAGAAUCCACCCAGACCAUACAGUCCCUCCACGGGUCAGCUCGCGCCCUGGGCACCUCAACCCGAGAUAAAGAAAUCAAAAAGCUAAACGAAGAGAUCGAACGCUUGAAGAAUAAAAUAGCAGAUUCAAACAGGCUCGAGCGGCAGCUUGAGGACACAGUGACGCUGCGUUCAGAGCAGGAGGACCCCGUUUACCGGCUGAAGGGCCUAGAGAAGCAGCACCGCGUGCUGCGCCAGGAGAAGGAGGAGCUGCACAAGCAACUGGCUGAAGCUUCAGAGCGCCUCAAGUCCCAGGCCAGGGAACUCAGAGAUGCCCACCAGCAGCGGAAGCUGGCCCUGCAGGAGUUCUCAGAGCUCAAUGAGCGCAUGGCGGAGCUGCGUUCCCAGAAGCAGAAGGUGGCACGCCAGCUCCGGGACAAGGAGGAGGAGCUGGAAGCCGCGCUGCAGAAGGCGGACACAAUGCGGCAGGAGGUCCGCAGGUCUGAGAAGCUCAGGAAAGAGGUAGCUCUCCUGGAAGCUCAGCUCGAGGACGCCGUGGCCGAGGCCUCCAAGGAGCGCACGCUUCGCGAGCACAGCGAGAGUUUCUCCAAGCAGGUGGAGAGCGAGCUGCAGGCCCUCAAGAUAAAGCAAGGAGGCCGCGGACCAGGUGCCACCCUAGAACAUCAGCAGGAGAUUUCCAAAAUAAAAUCUGAACUUGAGAAGAAAGUCUUGUUUUAUGAAGAGGAAUUGGUCAGACGCGAGGCCUCCCAUGUCCUAGAAGUGAAAAACGUGAAAAAGGAGGUGCAUGACUCUGAAAGCCACCAACUGGCCCUGCAGAAAGAGAUCUUAAUGUUAAAAGAUAAAUUAGAAAAGUCAAAGCGAGAACGGCAUAACGAAAUGGAGGAGGCAGUCGGUACAAUAAAAGAUAAAUAUGAUCGAGAACGAGCAAUGCUGUUUGAGGAAAACAAGAAAGUAACUGCUGAAAAUGAGAAGCUUUGCUCCUUUGUGGACAAACUCACAGCUCAGAACAGACACCUGGAGGAUGAGCUGCAGGGACUGGCGGCGCGGAAGGAGGCGACUGCGCAUUGGGAGGCUCAGAUCGCAGAGAUCAUUCAGUGGGUCAGCGAUGAGAAGGAUGCCCGGGGCUAUCUUCAAGCUCUUGCUUCUAAGAUGACCGAAGAGCUGGAGGCCUUGAGGAGCUCCAGUCUGGGAUCAAGAACUCUGGAUCCCCUUUGGAAAGUUCGCCGGAGUCAGAAGCUGGACAUGUCUGCACGGCUGGAGCUGCAGUCCGCCCUUGAGGCCGAGAUCCGGGCCAAACAGCUCGUUCAGGAGGAGCUGAGGAAGGUCAAGGACACAAAUCUUUCCUUUGAAAGCAAACUAAAGGAUUCGGAAGCCAAAAAUAGAGAAUUGUUAGAAGAAAUGGAGAUUUUGAAGAAGAAGAUUGAAGAAAAAUUUAGAGCAGAUACCGGACUCAAGCUUCCAGAUUUCCAGGAUUCUAUUUUUGAAUAUUUCAACACCGCACCUUUGGCACACGAUCUGACAUUUAGAGACUCUGUCUCCACCUCCACAUCCUCCCUGCUAGCCUCUUGGGAAGAAACCAGCUCAGCUAGUGAACAAGAGACACAAGCUCCAAAGCCAGAGGUGUCCCCGUCGACUUCUGUGGCCGCAGGCACAGAACAGCAAGAAGACAUGGCUCGGGCCCCGCAGAGGCUGCCCGCCGGGCCGCUGCCCACCUCGCAGGCCCUCGCUCUGGCUGGACCAAAGCCCAAAGCUCACCAGUUCAGCAUCAAGUCCUUCUCCAGCCCCACGCAGUGCAGCCACUGCACCUCCCUGAUGGUGGGGCUCAUCCGGCAGGGCUACGCCUGCGAGGUGUGCUCGUUUGCUUGCCACGUUUCCUGCAAAGACAGUGCUCCCCAGGUGUGCCCCAUCCCUCCCGAGCAGUCCAAGCGGCCUCUUGGCGUUGACGUGCAGCGGGGCAUAGGGACCGCCUACAAGGGUUACGUGAAGGUCCCGAAGCCUACCGGGGUGAAGAAAGGGUGGCAGCGGGCUUAUGCGGUGGUCUGUGACUGUAAGCUCUUUCUGUAUGAUCUGCCUGAAGGAAAGUCCACCCAGCCCGGCGUCGUCGCAAGCCAAGUCUUAGAUCUCAGAGAUGAAGAGUUCUCGGUGAGCUCCGUCCUGGCGUCAGACGUCAUACACGCUUCACGCCGAGACAUUCCGUGUAUAUUCAGGGUGACAGCCUCUCUCUUAGGUACACCUUCUAAGACCAGCUCACUGCUCAUUCUGACAGAAAACGAGAACGAAAAGAGGAAGUGGGUGGGGAUUCUGGAAGGACUGCAGUCUAUCCUUCACAAGAACCGCCUGAGGAACCAGGUGGUGCACACCCCGCAGGAGGCCUACGACAGCUCGCUGCCUCUCAUCAAGGCUGUCCUCACUGCCGCUGUCCUGGAUGGUGACAGGAUUGCGGUCGGCCUGGAAGAAGGGCUGUAUGUCAUAGAGGUGACCCGUGACGUGAUCGUCCGCGUCGCUGACUACAAGAAAGUGUACCAGAUUGAGCUUGCCCCCAAAGAGAAGGUCGCUGUCCUGCUCUGCGGCCGGAACCACCACGUCCAUCUCUGCCCAUGGUCCGCCUUUGACGGGGCGGAAAGCAACGUUGACAUCAAGCUUCCAGAAACAAAGGGCUGCCAACUCAUAGCAACUGCGACGCUGAAGAAGAGCUCUGCCACCUGCCUGUUUGUGGCGGUGAAGCGGCUGGUCCUCUGCUAUGAGGUCCAGAGAACUAAGCCUUUCCACAGGAAGUUCAAUGAGAUCGUGGCCCCUGGCACUGUGCAGUGGAUGGCCGCGGUCAAGGACAAGCUCUGUGUUGGCUACCCCUCUGGGUUCUCUCUGCUGAGCACGCAGGGAGACGGGCAGGCUCUCACCCUGGUAAAUCCCAGUGAGCCCUCGCUUGCCUUCCUCUCCCAGCAGCCUUUCGAUGCCCUUUGUGCUGUGGAGCUCCCGAGCGAGGAGUACCUGCUCUGCUUCAGUCACAUGGGACUAUAUGUGGACCCGCAGGGCCGGAGGUCACGCGUACAGGAGCUCAUGUGGCCCGCGGUGCCCGUCGCCUGUAGUUGCAGCCCGUCACACGUCACAGUGUAUAGCGAGUACGGCGUGGACGUCUUUGACGUGCACACCAUGGAGUGGGUUCAGACUAUCGGCCUGCGGAGGAUACGACCACUGAACUCGGAAGGCACCCUCAACCUCCUCAAUUGUGAGCCUCCCCGCUUGAUCUACUUCAAGAGCAAAUUCUCGGGAGCGGCUCUCAACGUGCCCGACACCUCUGACAACAGCAAGAAGCAGAUGCUUCGGACCAGAAGCAAGAGGCGGUUUGUGUUCAAGGUGCCCGAGGAGGAGAGGCUGCAGCAGCGGCGGGAGAUGCUUAGAGACCCAGAGCUGAGAUCCAAAAUGAUUUCCAACCCCACCAACUUCAAUCACGUGGCCCACAUGGGCCCUGGCGACGGGAUGCAGGUGCUCAUGGACCUGCCGCUGAGCGCUGCGCCCCCCUCCCAGGAGGAAAGGCCUGGCCCCGCUCCCACCAGCUCGUCCCGGCAGCCUCCGCCCAGGAGCAAACCCUAUAUCUCGUGGCCGUCAUCAGGUGGCUCCGAGCCUGGAGUGGCGGUGCCUCUGAGAAGCAUGUCUGAUCCCGACCAGGACUUUGACAGAGAGCCUGAUUCAGACUCCACCAAACACUCGACUCCAUCCAACAGCUCCAACCCCAGCGGCCCACCGAGCCCCAACUCCCCGCACAGGAGCCAGCUCCCCCUUGAAGGCCUGGAGCAGCCGGCCUACGACGCCUGAAGUCCCCGGCCCAGUACCUCACCAUCACGGGCCAGGGAGCCGGGUGGCCUCCACCACCAGCGCCAAGACGGAGCUGACUGACCCUGCACUGUUGUCCAAGGAAGCAUAGGGUCCAUUUGUAGAUAUGGAGAUGAAGAAAAAUCUUUAUUAUAAUAAUGAUCAGUUUUAUGCCGCGGUGUUUGUGGCAGUUGACCAGAUCCUGUCUGCACAGCUGUGAGGCGACACUGUUCCGUUUGCACAUGAAGGACCAGCACACAGCCUCUCGUGCCGAGAACCAGCUGAGAGGGCGCGUGUGGCCUGCCGACGCCCCCCCCCGGGGAGCCCUGCAUGGGCGGCUCUGCUCAGGAAGCAGACAGCUCGGACGCCUCAGGAACGAGUCUGUUCCCUCUUUCCUGAAACUUUCCUAGGACCAUAAGAGAAUAGUAGGAAGUUGUAUGUCAUUCCCAAUGUCCCUAGAGUUUUGAAGACAGAGGAAGGUGGAGGUUAGUUUGUGGCCUUUACUCAUUUAGCCAUCACAUAGCUGCAGAAGUCCUUCUGCCGACCUUGUAGCCAUGGACAGAGGCCCAUUCCAAGUGACGUCCGCCCUGCCCUGGGUCCCUGUGUUAGUCACCCCGAGUCACAGCCACGAAGUGUCACCAGUAUCUACUACUGUGAAGUCAGCUGUGCUCUGUCUCCCACUUGCUUCCACAGCUUCUGCCUCCUGCCAUAAAAGUGGGGGUGUCACGCAGCCAGGCCCUAGGCCUGCUGGGCCAAGAGGCCAGAGCCCCAGGGGGCCCAGUGGCAGGUUCCAAGACACCCCACCCCACCCGGCCCCGCCCCUGCAUGGAGCCCCGUGAUUUAGUGCCGUGUGGGUCGUGCAGGCUCCGCUGCCUGUGAUGCGGUGACGCUCACCCUGUAUUUACUCUCACCCUUCCUGUGUCAUACGCGAGUAGUCAGGUCUGUGGUCUGUCUCCUUGAAAGCCAGCACACAGCUUGUCUUUGGCCCAGGACAGCUCUUCCCCACUCUCCCACCGGUCAGCGUUCUUGGAGAGGCUGUUUCAGACGUGCACUUAACCUUGAGUCGGCACUGAGUGACGUGGGCACCACCGGCCCGCCUGUGGGUGUCGCACACCCAGCACCUGCCCGCCCACCCACCCCCUGGGCCUUCUGCUGGGGCUGGCACCUGCUGGGGGUUCUGGUUUUUACUUUUUUAAUGUAAGUCUGUCUUUGUAAUUAUUGAAUCGUGAGAACAUUUUUUGAACAAUUUACCUGUCAAUAAAGCAGAAGACGGCAGUUUUAAAGUUCUCGGUGGUUUGUCUGAAGGUAAUGACCUGUCACCCUGAACGUGUCUGGGCACCCUCAGUGGUGCCGUGCUGGAAAUGCCUCCCCCAAAGCCUUCUUGCUUGCAGGAGUUAUUAUAGGUCAUUCACUCGGGGGUCACGCAAAAGGCCAUCUGUGCCCACGGGGCGGACUGGCCUCUGGAACAGGGCCUUCUCACCUGCCAAGGUGUCGGUGGGGGCCCGCCUGGGGGAAGCUGUGCAGGAGGGGCUCCCGUGGGUGGGGCUGCCGAGAGCAGCAGAGAACCCUAUCCACAUGCACGCACACUGGCCCCACAGCAGCACUCGGGGACAGGAUGGACAGGCCAGGCUGGGUGGCUGAGCACACUGGGGCUCUGGGCCUGAUGGGCCAGUUUCCCCAAUAGCAGGGACAGCCUGUGGUGGGGUGGAUUAUAUGUGCCCUGCUGACACCCCCAGUAAGUUCUUGUUCUUGGUAAAAUGAGGGCAGUGAUAGAACCUGCCAAAGAGGGUGGUGUGAGGAUACAAUAAAGUGCCAAGAGCAACCAGUGAGCGCCUGGCACUAUCCCUGAGGCUCUGUGCCAGUCAGCUUGGCCCAGCCCGUGCUCAGCGGCCUAAACCAAUGGCCCUGCCCUCUGCUGCAGCGUGGAGCUCCUCUCCACUGCAGUCAGGCCCGUCUUGCUGGGGCCUCCGUGGGCACCCUGGGAAAGGAAUGGGACACAUUCCAGGAGUGCUGCUCCAAAGAGCCACCCAGAAGGGGUUCCCAUCCCAGCUGUUCCCAUUGUCUUGUCAAGUCACAACAGCCCUGACCUCCCAAGGGACAGAUGGCAGUCUUGCCAUGUGCCCACUAAGGAGCCUGGGAGCAGCAGAGACCACACAGGCACAGGUGAAGGCUUUCAGAAACACCUGUGUGAAAUUGCAGCAACUGGGAAAGCAACAACAAGCGUGGAGGGUGCUGGGGGAGGGAGGAGGCUGCCUGCAGGCUUCGGGGUCACAUGGGGUAGAUCUUGGCCCCCAGUUUGAUGUCUGUGCUGCACGAGGCCAGGACACCUGUCAUGGGUCUGAAACAGACGUUCAAGUAUCAGCCGUUUUUUAAAGAUGAAACACGAGCUGUUGUAGCACAAUGAAUGGUAUUCACACAUGGAACACUACACAGCACCGAGUGACCACCACACAGACCAUGGGGCAUCAGACAGGUCCUGGCCACAAAGCGUGACUCUGAUGAUGGGCUUUCAAAAACUAACCCAUAGUCAGAAGCCAGCAGAGUGCUGGGGUGGGGCUGCUGAUGUUUCCAGACCCAGAUGCUGGUUACACAGAAAGGUCGCUUGGUGACAGUUCAAGCCGGGCACUAGGAGUACUCCACGCAUCCCGCUGAGUGGUCACCUUCGCACUGCUGCCCCGUCAGGUGUUGGGUGUCCUACUUGGGGCUGCUCAGUCCUGGCACCCACCCCCAGGUCAGAGCCACAAUCAGAAUGGGGAGGGCAAGGCCUGGCCUUGCAGUGAUGGAAACCCAGCACCCCCAGGCUGCCACCUGCCAGCAUUCUUCACAUGCUCCACCACUGUGUGGGGCCUAUGGCCUCCCACCCCUAGCAGGAGGGAUCAGCCCACCCUGUCCCUCCAGGACAGUGUUCCUGGGACCCCCACUCUGAGCAGCCCAGUCUGUCCAAUCUAGUGGAUGCCGUGUCCACCUGGCUGUCCCUGUCGCCUGUAGCUUGGGCCUGAGCCGCUUGGAAAUGGGGGAGAGGGGAGGGGUUGCGUAGCAGGCAGCGCAGCUUUCUCCACCCUCACCAGUGCUUCAGCCUCCCUGGCGCCAGUCACCUCCUGUCCUGCAGGGUGUCAUGCGGGGGUCUCUGGUCCCGCUCCCCACAUAAGAACACAGGACAUGGUGAGGCCAAAAAAGGAACACCCACGGAGCCAUAGAUAGGGGAGUCAU
Messenger RNA from Rhinolophus ferrumequinum (greater horseshoe bat), 8616 nucleotides. It is a transcript of the gene CDC42BPB, whose product is annotated as CDC42 binding protein kinase beta. Gene Ontology annotation, molecular function: ATP binding; protein serine/threonine kinase activity. The record is from RefSeq and is a predicted model, not a curated record. Bases 214 to 5409 code for a protein of 1731 amino acids. NCBI's taxonomy places the organism in Eukaryota, Metazoa, Chordata, Mammalia, Chiroptera, Rhinolophidae. Gene Ontology annotation, cellular component: cytoskeleton; cytoplasm; actomyosin. Gene Ontology annotation, biological process: peptidyl-threonine phosphorylation; actomyosin structure organization. The transcript has 38 exons.